Molecule: messenger RNA, 2498 nt
Organism: Xiphophorus hellerii (green swordtail)
Lineage: Eukaryota; Metazoa; Chordata; Actinopteri; Cyprinodontiformes; Poeciliidae
Gene: egln3
Product: egl-9 family hypoxia-inducible factor 3
Exons: 5
Coding region: 194-919 (241 amino acids)
Biological process (GO): peptidyl-proline hydroxylation to 4-hydroxy-L-proline; cellular response to hypoxia
Cellular component (GO): nucleus; cytoplasm
Molecular function (GO): peptidyl-proline 4-dioxygenase activity; ferrous iron binding; L-ascorbic acid binding
Source: RefSeq, a predicted model, not a curated record
UUUAUAACGGCCCUGUGGUUCCCUGAGCUGUGAAACGUUUUCUGACAGCAGAUCAACAGGGAACAUCUGUGCUUCCACUCAGUCUCAGCUGAGUCUCUGACAGCUGUCCGCACACGCAACUUUUCUCUCUCCGUUUGUAAAAUUUAGCUGAACUUUUUAAACACUCUACCCCAGUUCAAGUCCGCCCGUCAAAAUGCCCUUUAUUGAGAACGUGUCGUACGCGGACUUGGAGCGCCUGGCUCUGGAGCGGCUCAUUCCGGCUCUGCUGUCCCACGGCUUCUGCUACGUGGACGGUCUCCUCGGGGAUCUGGCCGGAAGCGCCGUGUUGGACCAGGUGGUGGAGAUGCACCGCUCCGGACAGCUCCAAGACGGCCGGCUGGCCGGCUCUAUCCCGGGCGUCAGCCGCAAGAGCAUCCGCGGGGAUCAGAUCGCCUGGGUGAGCGGCUCGGAGCGCGGCUGCGAGGCGAUCAGCUUCCUGCUCAAUCUGAUUGAUCGGCUCAUCUCCGUGUGCGCCAGCCGCCUGGGAGACAAGGCGAUCAGGGAAAGAUCUAAGGCCAUGGUGGCAUGCUACCCAGGAAAUGGGGCAGGCUACGUGAAGCAUGUGGACAACCCAAACCAUGAUGGACGUCGUCUUACCUGCAUCUACUACCUGAACAAGAACUGGAACCCAAAGGAGCAUGGCGGUGUCCUCAGGAUCUUUCCAGAAGGAAAACUAUACGUGGCUGACAUCAAGCCGCUUUUUGACAGGCUCCUCAUCUUCUGGUCUGACCGCAGGAACCCACACGAGGUGCAACCCUCCUAUUCCACCAGGUAUGCUAUCACAGUUUGGUACUUUGACUCUGAGGAGCGAGCCCAGGCUAAGAAGCGCUUCAGAGAUCUAACAGCUUCCACAGAGCAGCAGGGCAGCAGCUCUAGUUGAUGGUGAGGAAACACUGCCACCUGGUGUUUGGAGAGAACAUCACACUUUCACUGAGACCCAGCUUUUUAAACAGCUGAAUCAACACAGUGGAGGAUAAAUAGGAAGGUGAAUUGUAGGAUGCACGGACGAGUCUUGUGGUCUCCAAUUCUCCGAAAUACGAAUUUCCGAUGCUGCUCUGACCGUGUCAAGGCUGAGACAGAGCUGGCAGGACUGCAUCUGAUUAACCAGAGGAGCCGUUCUGGACUACUUCCGUUUUUAUAAAAAAAUGUUUGUGUAAUGCUCUGCCAACUCCUGCUGAGUGCCCUGUUGAGACUCCAGCCUUGAUCUCACAACUUCUGACAGAAAGAGAAAAGUUGUCAGAAAACCUGACGAGUUUACAUGGACGUGAAAACGGCGAGCCAAUGAGGCAAAUGAUCCAGAGCUUGUUUUUCCACCAGUCUGAAGAAGGUGGCACACAUGUAUGAUGCAGGUUUACAAACUGGGAGAAAAAGACAGUAUGUAAUGUCUGAGUAUAAACUAACCAAUGAAUGCUGAAUUUAGGAAAGUCUUAUUAAAACAUAUGUUGUAUCAUACCUGACACUUCACUCAAAUUUGAACUUUUUUGUGAAUUUUUUAAAAGAAAUUUUACAGAUUUCCCUACAACAUAAAUGGCUUACCAGAGGCAAAAUUAAACAAGAAAACCAGUUAAGAAGAGACUGAAUUAUAUCGUAUAUAAUGUAGAGUGUCACUGCAUUUCUGAAACGCUGUAAUGCAGGGAACAAAAACACACAUUUGUUUACAAGCCGUUGUGAAUUAAAGAUUCAUGUACUGAUCAAUUAAACACUGAUGUUUUUGCUGUUUUGUUUGCACUUAACAUAAACAUUUUGGGAAGGUCAGAAAGAAAUGGCUUACAGAAACUUCCAAAAUUACAAAUACAUGCUUAUAAUUCAUUACAAGUGCACAUUCUUGAAAUGCAAAAAGAAAUGUCGUUCAUAUCUUGAUUUCUGGACUGUUUUUUUUUUAUCUCUAUUGAGCUCCAGUUUAAUGAGAUAAGGUUUUCCUACAGCUACUAUCAAUGCUAUUUACUAGGAUUUAACUUGAAACCUGAAACUUUGUGCAGUCUGAGAUUCCAACAGUAGGAAGUGACAAGGUGUCGCUCUAAAAGGUUCUGCUUUGGGGGCUAGGGGCCUACUGUUCCAAAACAUUAGGUGUGAUAAUGAAACAUAAAGGUUAAGGUAACAAAACUUUCUUCAGUGCCUCAAAAUAGCAACCUACUGGCCAUGGAUUUAGUCCAUGGCCAAUUCCUGGACAUUUGGCUCUUUUUUUUGGAUAAUAAUCCAGGUUCACACCAGGAUACCCAGUUAUAGUUUCAUGCAUAUUACCUGCUGGUCCAUGGCCUUAGAUAAACGAAUCCAGGCACAAAAGAAUCACAAACAUUUCCUAAAAUAAUCUAAUCUAUCACUGAGCAAAAAAGAAAAAAACGUUUCUGGUCUUUAAUUCAAACUAGUUUGUAUCAGAACAUUAAUUUUAGAUUGGGGAAUUGCAAUUAUUAUUAUUUUUAUCAAAAAAGCAUUCAAAAUAUGUAAAGAUGUCUUUCUUU